This is a messenger RNA of Ostrea edulis (European flat oyster), 3049 nucleotides long. RefSeq lists its product as uncharacterized. The transcript has 3 exons. The record is from RefSeq and is a predicted model, not a curated record. The coding region runs from base 2089 to 2592 and encodes 167 amino acids. Lineage: Eukaryota; Metazoa; Mollusca; Bivalvia; Ostreida; Ostreidae.
ACUUGCUUGUAGGCAGACGUGGCUGCAAAUAAAGUGUGAUCUGUAUUUUAUAAAACUUGGGAAUUAAUGUGAUUUUCGAUAAUCAUAUCAACGUUUUCUUAAUCUGGUGCAGUUUUCUAAAACAGUAAGUGAGGAAAUUGGUUUCCUUUGUUUACUUUGUCAAUUUAUGUACAUGUGCUGUGGGAAGUCGGUCAGUGCAGGGGACGCUAUGUAAUUAUAAGCGAUUGCCUAAUGGAUAUCAACAAACCACUUAACGUAUGUGUUAUUGGAGACUCUUAUAUUCGCCGGCUGAAGGAAUUCUGUAUGACGAAGGACAUGUUAAAUCUAAGGUUACAAAAACAGUUUUGUUCGAUAAACUUUCGUGGAAAAGGGGGGUUUCGUGCACGCCAUGUUAAACACUUAGCGGGCGGAUCUAGGCAUGCGUUGCCCCGUUUUGACGAGGUCCCCGACGUGAUUUUCAUACAAAUAGGAGGUAAUGACAUCUCAGGAUCUACGAACUCUGCUCAACUGGCCAAAGAUAUUGUUUCCUUGGCGGAAUAUUUGGUGCUAGGUGUCGGAGUUCGAUUAGUUUAUAUUGGCCAAUUAAUUCGUAGACUCCCGUUCGCCACCUGUCCGGGAUACAACGAAAUGGUGAUACGGAUCAACAUCCAACUGGAUAUGAUGACAAAAAACUUAUCGGGAGUGGUAUUUUGGCGUCACCGUGGUUUCUGGGCUUCCCUGUCUUAUCUUGGGCCAGAUGGUGUACACCUGGAUUGCACCCCUUCCCUCAGCCAGCCUAUGAGGAAAUAUCUUCGGAGUAUAAGAAAUGCUGUAAUUCAGGCUCCAAAAUUCCUCAGGCCAGUAUAAUUUUUAAGUUUGCACGGAAUUGUUUAUAUUUUCCGUUAGUAUGUGUAUAUAGAAUAUUUUAAUAUACACUGACCUAGGCUUAAUUUCAAGCAAAGCAUUCAUAUCAGAUCAACAUUCGUUGAAUUGUAUUUGACAUGUAUAUGGCAUCUUGGUAAUAUGGUACCUAUGAUUGAUUGACUCUUGUAAUUAUGUUCAACAUCCACAUGCAGGUACUAUUUGCUUUCUGUUCAACAAACAAGGCAUGUGCAUAAUGACAUUUAAAUGCGUCUUAUGCAAUAUAUUGAUACAUAGUCUAUCUCUGUUUUAUUACAGUCCAAGAUAAUCCUAGCAGCAAUUUCAAUUCAAUGCAUAUUGAAUCUUGUACAUAUAUGGGUCAGUUACUAGGUACCUAUACAUAGUAAUCGUGUGAAUUAGAGUUUUAUUCAUUUUUAUUUGCAAGCGGGUCAAAGUUGCUCAUUUUAUGUGGGUCUGAGUUAACCCAUAAAUUUCUGUGGGCCGGAGUUACCCCUACUUUUUAUUUGGGUCGGAGUUACCCUUAUUUGCUCAUUGGGUUGGAGUUACCCAGAUUUAUAUUUUGGGUCGGAGUUACCCAUAUUUAUAUUUUGGGUCGGAGUUACCCACAUUGAUAUUUUGGGUCGGAGUUACCCAUAUUUAUAUUUUGGGUCGGAGUUACCCACAUUGAUAUUUUGGGUCGGAGUUACCCACAUUGAUAUUUUGGGUCGGAGUUACCCACAUUUACAUUUUGGGUUGGAGUUACCCACAUUUACAUUUUGGGUCAGAGUUACCCAGAUUUAGUUUGGGUCAGAGUCAACCAUUGCUAUUUUUAUAAGGGGUUAUGCAUUUAUGUAGAGUAUCCCAGGGAUUAGUUGCACUUUAGAUUUCAUUUAAUAGUGGUACAAACCAUAUUUCUUGAUGUUUGUCACCCUGUUUGGGGUGCAUUCUUCAUGAUUAAGUAUUUAUACGUUAGGCACAAUUUACUCUCAAUACCUAUUUUAAUUUGUGUCAUUUUACCUUAUUUCUUAAUGAAAUUAUAAUUCAGUUCAAAAUCACAAUGACCAUGUGGUCUGCUGAUAUUACAUUCAGCAAAUAUUAUUAUCAUUAUCCUUUGAUAGCAGUUCAGUUUUCUUAUGCAUAGUAAAUCAUUAUUCUACUCUUACAUUUCUGUGUGUAUGGCAGUUAUUACAUACUCACCCUUCAUCAGUUAAGCAUGCACCUUGUGCAUUACAUAUGUAGGUGUAUGCUAUGUAUUUCUAUACUGAUUUGACAUUUUUCGUGGCAAAUUGGUUGCUAAAUAAUGCCACCUUCCAUAAUUAUUUGACAAUUUGUUGUAAAAUGUGUAUUGUUACAGGAACAAUGCCACCCAAACCCAGCCAGCGCCUGUCAGCGAAGCGCAGGAGAGUCAAUUCUCCGGGUAGCUCAGAAGCUCCCAAUUUCACAUGUGCAAGUGAUUCAGUGCGAAAUGAUCUGAAUCCCAUUCAAUCAAGUUCAAGUGGAGUGAACACUUUAGCCUCACAAAUAGACUAUGCAGAAUUAGCAAAGCAUAUAGUUGCCCAACAGAGACAACAAGGAACAGAAAUUCAGCAGGAGGCAUCAGCACAGCCACAAACUAUGACUGACAGUACACCCGUGAGCUCAUCUAUGUUAAAUGGCAGUGAGGGAAAUCAGGAUGUGUCGGCCUCCAACUUAAGUUCCUUGUUGGACAUGUUUUCACAGCUAUAUGAGCAUCAUACUGUGCAAUUCACCUGAAGAUGGAGUUGACCAAGUUGCUAACUUUGAGGAGAACUUGAAGAGCAGAAGAUGCAUUCCAUGACUCUUAUGUGAUAUAGAAGACAAAGAAGAGCUCUUGAGAAUGGAAAAAAAAACUGCGAGUUUUACAGUCAAUGAACACACCUCACGACACAAGUCCAUCCUGAUUCAGUAAACUAUUCUUCUAAGGAAACAGCAUGACUUAGUUAAGAUCAAGUUUUGGUGUCAGAAGACUAAUGUAACUAAAACAUUGCAAAAUUAACCUGCAAGUGUCUUAUGUGAACCUACUGAAUAAGGAUUCAUUACUGAACAGUUGAAGGAAAAUCACUAUUAUAAUGAUUUUUAAAAAAAGAUGAUUGUGUUGUUUGGAUAACAUUGUGAUCCAUGUUUGUUGAAUAAACAACUUUGCAAAAAUGAGUUGUUCUGUGUUAAUAUUAUAAAUUUACUAAUUACUGGU